Alnus glutinosa is the source of this 1200-nucleotide messenger RNA. RefSeq names its product protein FAR1-RELATED SEQUENCE 5-like. The transcript is spliced from 5 exons. Bases 168 to 770 code for a protein of 200 amino acids. NCBI's taxonomy places the organism in Eukaryota, Viridiplantae, Streptophyta, Magnoliopsida, Fagales, Betulaceae. The record is from RefSeq and is a predicted model, not a curated record.
AUAACAUUCACACCCAAAUAUUAAGCAAAGCAAAAGCUCAAAUAUAUUAAGGACUACAUAAUGAGAAAUGUGAGAGACACCAAUUCCUUUUCCUCUUCUCACUUGGCGUAUGUAUGCUACUUUAGACACGACAAACAUUCAAUAUAUAGAUUGACUAUGCAGGGAAUAUGGAUGUGCAUGACGGAAAUGGGAGAAUGGAAACUUCUGCUGGAGGGGAACCAAAUACAUGUAUUGUUGUUGUUGACACAAAUCAAGAACCAUGUGUGGGUAUGCAUUUUGAAUCAGAAGAAGCUGCCAGAGCAUUCUAUGAUGAGUAUGCCAAACGAGUAGGAUUUGGAACCCGUGUAUUGUCAUCCCGAAAGUCUGAGCGUGAUAGGUCAAUCAUCUCCCGUGGACUUGGUUGUAGAGGGGCUUCUGUUAAUCGAAAGCAAGGUGGGCAGCGAGAGGUUUGUACAGCAAUGAUUCUGUUGAAGAGAGAGAAAUCUGGGAGAUGGGUGGUUAGGAAAUUUGUGAGGGACCAUAAUCAUCCAUUGAUGGUUCAAUUGCGAAAGAGUCGUCGAACGCUUGAUGAGAAGGAUAGGAAAAUUCUGGAAUUAUCGGCGGAACUGCGAGCUAAGAAGAGGUUAAGUGCAGCAUAUAGAGAGCAACUACUUACAUUUAUGAAAGAUGUUGAAGACCAUAAUGAGCACCUAUCGACAAAAGUUCAAUUAGUUUUUGACAAUCUAAGGGAGUUUGAAGCCAAAAGGAAAAAGGUCUCAGACCACAGAUAACUUCUACAUAUGGAAUGGAUGAGCUGGAGGAAGCACCAAUAGAGAGCUGCAGAGCGUCUUAUAUUUAUGUACUAAGCAAGCAUCUACAGAUCUGCCAUAAAGAUAGUGACAGAAUUUUUGUUGGCAUAAGAGCUCACAGUAGCCAAUGUGUCCUUAGAUUUACUUUAUGUUGAAGUAGCAAAAGAAGGUUAUGCAUUUAAAUAGAAAGAUGUUUAUAUAAGCCUUUGUAAUUAUGCAUAAGGCUUAUUUUCUAAGAGAUCUAUAUGGCCAAAAUUCUUCAUCAUUGUUGACCUUUAUGAUUGUAACCUGUAGAAAUGGAACUAGCAUCUUAGCGAUGACAUAUAAUACAUCCAAGAAUUGAACUUGCAUAGGACUCAUUUACUUUAUUUUCCUUGAAAAGCAAAUUUAUUUGAGUUUUUCUUUAGUAAAA